Molecule: messenger RNA, 1270 nt
Organism: Plutella xylostella (diamondback moth)
Lineage: Eukaryota; Metazoa; Arthropoda; Insecta; Lepidoptera; Plutellidae
Product: androgen-dependent TFPI-regulating protein
Cellular component (GO): endomembrane system; membrane
Source: RefSeq, a predicted model, not a curated record
CAAUGUUCAUUUCACGUUUGUAAAUUAUCUAGUUUCUAACCGUUAUUUGACCCAAGAAGUCGCGUUUUUUAUAUUUUUUUACUAUGUGAAGUUCUUUCUCUAUUGAAGCAGUUAAAGAUAAAUACAGAUUGAGCAAUGGCGGUGUUACAUUACGUGCGAAUGUUCGCCUACACCGCCACCAUCGUUGUGCAUGUCACUAACAUCGCCUACAUGAUAGCUGCCCACGACCUGAAGACUCACGAAGACGAGAACGUGAGGAUCUUCGGGUCACUGCAGUUCCGGUACUUCACUUGCUGGAACUUUUUCCUACAAAUAGUGUUCGCCAUCACGGGUCUGACCUCCGACUACCUUGAACUGAAGAACCAGAAGAACAAAACCUACGCCGUCCCGAGGUACCUGCGGGGGUUCCGGGAAACGCUGUUCUCUGGUGUUUUGUGGCCUUCGACCUUUUUGGUGUUCACGCUGUUCUGGACUCUAUUCCUAUACGACAGAGAGCUGAUAUUACCACCAUUCGUCGACAAGGUGCUUACCCGCACGUCAAACCACAUCAUCCAUACGUUCAUAGUUCCAGUUGUUCUGUGGGAGAUUGUUUUUAGAUCACGAAAUGUCCCGAAGAAUCAUAGGAAGAAUAUCCUUCAUUUGGUGUUCCAUAUGAUGCUGUACUUGAGUGUACUGCUGUACACAUACUACGAACGAGGAAUAUGGAUCUACCCAAUAUUCAAAAUUCUGUACAAAACCAUAUACUUCCCGGUACUAAUACUAAUCAUAGUAUUUGCGUGUCUUGGCUUCUAUCACAUGCAGUGGAUUGUAGUUAGAAUUCUGUGGAAUAAGGAGACAAGCAAGAGAAAAACUAAAAAGAUUUCAUGAUUUUUGUAAAUGAAUUAAAAUAUUGAUGUAUUGUUCCCUUCCUAUAAGUUAUAUUGUGAUGAGGUUGUGUAUUAGCUGUCUUGAAUUUGACAGAAAGACGGCCUUGUCAACCGACUUCGAAAAAAAGGAGGAGGUCUGUAUUUUGUUUGUAUUUUUUAAUGUAAGUAUGUUUACCGACAUUGUUUGUCAUCGAGCUAUGAAAACCUCACAACUUACUUUACAAGUCUUGCAAGUACAUGUGGUUAAGGAUAUUAUUACGUUUAUCAAUAUACUAUAUUAUUAUGUAGUAUUCAAAGUAGUGUAAGUAAGAAAGUAGUACCUACAAUCAAUUUGAAUCACAUGCUAUUAUCACAAAAUCACUGAUGUGAACUUGCCUUCCUAAUAAAUAAGUAAGUAAAAUAUA